Conger conger (European conger) is the source of this 1566-nucleotide messenger RNA. Its product is annotated as T-box transcription factor TBX5-like. Bases 1 to 1566 code for a protein of 521 amino acids. The transcript has 8 exons. Gene Ontology annotation, biological process: pattern specification process; cell fate specification; cardiac left ventricle formation. Gene Ontology annotation, molecular function: RNA polymerase II cis-regulatory region sequence-specific DNA binding; DNA-binding transcription factor activity, RNA polymerase II-specific. NCBI's taxonomy places the organism in Eukaryota, Metazoa, Chordata, Actinopteri, Anguilliformes, Congridae. Gene Ontology annotation, cellular component: nucleus. The record is from RefSeq and is a predicted model, not a curated record.
AUGGCCGAUACCGAAGAAGCUUUUGGACUCCCCAAUACCCCGAAUGAAUCGGAUUCAAAGCAGUUACAGAAUGAAAGCAAACAAGAUAACCAAAUAGGAACUUCGAGCAAAUCACCAUCGCCUCAGACAACAUACACUCAACAGGGAAUGGAAGCAAUAAAGGUUUACUUGCACGAAAGAGAACUGUGGACGAAAUUUCAUGAAGUUGGGACUGAAAUGAUUAUCACAAAGGCGGGGAGGCGAAUGUUUCCAAGCUACAAGGUGAAGGUUACUGGACUUAAUCCAAAAACGAAAUAUAUUCUCUUGAUGGAUAUAGUGCCGGCUGACGAUCAUCGUUACAAAUUUGCUGAUAAUAAAUGGUCAGUGACGGGGAAGGCAGAGCCUGCUAUGCCUGGGAGGCUGUAUGUCCACCCAGACUCACCAGCGACGGGGGCACACUGGAUGAGGCAGCUUGUCUCCUUCCAGAAGUUAAAAUUAACAAACAACCAUCUCGAUCCUUUUGGACAUAUCAUAUUAAAUUCCAUGCAUAAAUACCAGCCCAGGCUCCACAUUGUGAAGGCAGAUGAGAACAAUGGCUUUGGCUCGAAAAAUACAGCUUUUUGCACUCACGUGUUUCCAGAAACAGCAUUCAUUGCUGUAACAUCCUACCAAAACCAUAAGAUUACACAGUUGAAGAUUGAGAAUAAUCCUUUUGCAAAGGGUUUUCGGGGGAGUGACGACAUGGAGCUGCAUCGGAUGUCCAGGAUGCAGAGCAGUAAAGAAUACCCGGUGGUUCCACGCAGCACUGUUCGUCAGAGGGUUGGAUCCAGCCACAGCCCAUUCAGCGGGGAAGUGCGAGGCCUAGCAACAUCCAGUAGUCUGAGUUCACAGUACCCAUGUGAAAACGGGGUCACCAGUACCACCCAGGAUAUACUGCCCCAACCAGGCUCCUACCCCCUCCCCCAUGAGCACAGCCAGGUCUACCAUUACACCAAGAGAAAAGUGGAGGAUGAGUGCCAUGCAGGAGAGCACCCAUUCAAGAAGUCCUACAUCGAGAGCUCUCCCAGCGAGGAUGAAACAUAUUACCGGCCAGCCGCCUUCUCCCAGCACUCCGGCCUUGGCGCCACCUACAGGACUGAGUCGGCACAGCGGCAGGCCUGCAUGUACGCCGGCACCUCGCAGUCCGGUGAGCCAGUGCCCAGCCUGGAGGACAUCAGCUGUAACACGUGGGCGGGGGUUCCACCCUACACAAGCUGCCCGGUGACAGCCAUGCAGCCCAUGGAUAGGCUGCCUUACCAGCAUUUCUCCGCCCACUUCACUUCUGGGCCCUUGGUGUCCAGACUGAGCAGUGUGGCAAGCCAUUCUUCCCCUCCACUUGGCGAUGCCCACGGCAUGUACCAGAGCUCGAUGCCACACCAGUCCCUCGCCAGGCAGUGUGGCCCCAGCGGAGGCCUUCAGUCACCCACCACGGGCUUGCAGGCCAAUGAGUACCUUUACCCCCAUGGCAUGCCCCGCACUCUGUCUCCACACCAGUACCAUGCUGUACACACCGUGGGCAUAAUGUCUGAUUGGAGUGAGGGCAGCUAA